UGUUUUCAGUCAUAGUACCGGAACAAUGCCUGAAGUAAACACAGACAGUCUUGAUGAGCAGCAGGUGCAGCUGUUGGCUGAGAUGUGCAUUCUUAUUGAUGAAAAUGACAAGAAGAUUGGUGCAGACACUAAGAAAAAUUGCCAUCUGAAUGAAAACAUUGAAAAAGGAUUAUUGCACCGUGCUUUCAGUGUUUUCCUGUUCAAUACAGAAGACAAACUGCUGCUGCAGCAGAGAUCAGAUGCUAAAAUUACCUUUCCAGAUUGUUUUACCAAUACUUGUUGCAGUCAUCCGCUAAGUACUCCACUAGAAUUAGAAGAAGGUGAUGCUAUUGGUGUACGAAGAGCAGCGCAGAGACGAUUAAAAGCAGAACUGGGAAUUCCCAUGGAACAGGUAACUCCAGAAGACAUCUGCUACUUAACACGAAUUCACUACAAGGCCAAGUCUGAUGGAAUCUGGGGAGAACAUGAAAUUGAUUACAUUUUGUUUGUGCAGAAAGAUGUAACACUGAGUCCUGAUCCUAAUGAAAUCAAAAGCCACUGUUAUGUGACACAGAAAGAACUAAAACAACUCUUGAAAAAAGCAUCAAGAAAUGAAAUUAAGAUUACUCCAUGGUUCAAAUUAGUAGCAGAGACUUUUCUUUUUAGGUGGUGGGAUAACUUGAAAAACCUUAAUAGAUUUCUUGAUCACAAAAAUAUACACAGAAUGUAAAAAAGCAUAGGCACAUAAGAAGAGGAUACCACACUAGUUGGCUCUAUGGUAACAUUAAUUCUUAUAGCUAAGGACUGAUAGAUAGUACAUCUGGGGCAUCUUUUGUGGGAAUUUACUGGGAAUUUACUAUGAAAGGGGACAGUUUCUGUUUUCCUUUAAAAAAGUGUAAUGUUGGUGGGGAAAUUGUUCUUCUAUGUAGCCUAUGGUAGAAGGACCUGCACCAACAAUAAAGCAUAAUUUAGUCUGAGUCUAUUCAGUUUUUGGUCUUUCUUUAAAAGUGAGUGUCAGCAGUUACAUUUGUCCAAAAGUAACUGAUCAAUGUAUGAGGCCCCUGGCAAGUGUUACAGUGCAAUUAGCCUGUUAAUUGCUGCUUAAAUGGUAACUGGGCCACAAGUUCAAGGAAUUGAUGGCACCACAAAAAAGGAAACCACCAAAAAACUACAUGUUUCUUGUAAUGUUUCUUGCAUAAUAUUUUGGUGGCUUGUUUCCAUCAUGCCUUAAAUUGAAUGUGUGGCAGGAUUAGAACUGCACCAAGGUCACCAACUAGCCUCACAAUGUUUCCCACUGGCCAACAAUCCAGCUGAUUCUUGGCAGGCUCCAUAAAAACGGAUUUUGGCUUCCUUGUUGAUAUUCAAGGGACUUCUCAUCAAGGGGAAAAAGUACUUGAAAAUAAGCAGAAUUUCAUCAAAUUCACAAAGUAAUCUUUUCAGUUUGUCUUAAAAUUCUUAUAUGGACUGUAUCUUGUUUCAGCUGUGUCCUAUAAGAAGUUUCUAUAAAGGAGUUACCAACCUCCUGUAGACAAAGGUUUAUUCUUUAUUUAAGAUUUCCUGGAUUGAUUAAUGCAAGCUUGAAAUUCACAAGGACUAGUACUGCAGUCUCAAUAAAAAAGUCUACUUGCCACAUGCUAAGUUCUAAUACUGUUGUAAGAGGCAUCAUUUCUAUUGUAACUAUGAUGUACACAAGGAAUGUAUUGGGUUUUUAAAUAACAUUUUCCCCCUCUUUGGCUGGUUGAUAACUAGUUUUCUAAAUGUCAGCAGUAUGUAACACCAGCUUUACUUUAUGCUCCAAUGUAUUUGUGGACUAGAUACUGAAAAAUAUCAUUUCUGAUUUGAUGCAUUAGAUACUAAAACUUAAAAUAUCAUAUUUAUUUACAUACUGCAUCCACCUUUUUCCCCAAAUUCAGCCUUCCAAAAUUCAGGUACAUAUUGUAAGCAAGGAAAUUAAUUGCAGCUCAAAAAUAAAAACGUAAGGACAGUAUAAUGGCUGUCAGCUGUUUCUCCCAGCCAGGGGAGGAAUGUGGUCUUCAGUUUGGGCAAGGUCCUUUGGGCAGAUGUGAUAACUUUUAUUAGAUCAACUAAAUAGUUAGAAAGAAGUUCUUUGCAAGCUUUCACCCUUUUUCAGGCACUGGGAGACUGCUGCUGUUAUGAGUUCUCCAAGGUAGGAAGGAAACUAAAGUAAACAAGAAGUCUGUGAAGAUGUAAAUGAGUUGGAAUACAAAGGGUAAAGAUAAGAGGGGUAUGGGAGGGAGACAAAAGUGGGAAGGAAUGCGAGUGGUCAGCUAAAAGCAAAUUACCUGGUGUGCUUGUCUGGCAGGUUGCAAUUGGUUAUAAAUCCAAUAUCAGUAUUAACUCCAUGAUUUUUUGUAUCCAAUAGAUUUAUGGAGUGAAGUUCAUAGGCUCGUCUAUGAAAGAUGUUUUGUCUUCAGCUCACAACUUUAACCCUUUCACAGCUGCUGCAAAAUGUAUUAACUUAGCUGCUGUGAAAGGGUUAAAGCAAGCUUUUAACUAGUCAGGAUCCCUUGAAAUGGGCUUUUGGCCCAACUCUGGAUGUUUGGUUUUUCUUUAUUCUGCCUUCUUAAAACUGUAUGUCUUAUUUAGGGGCAUGUGGUAUGUGAAAAAAACAUGGUAGCUGGCUUUUAAAAACAUCUUCCUGUAAAUAUACCAGCACAAUGUCUCUUCUUUUAAGCAUGUAUGCAAAUGUAGAUGGUAGAUUAAAAAAAAUAAAUGAAUGAAACUAACAUCUGAAUUAUUAAGCUAAAAUAGUGAUUUCCAACCUGGGGGUUGGGGGCGCUGUGGGGUGCCAUGAGAUGCGAGGUGUUAAGAUGGUAAGCAGAUAAGUGCAGGCUCAAGCUUGUCCCUACCUGGACUAUCCCGUCCCCACUAUCAGGCCCUUCUUCAAGGAAGGUUAGCACUGUAAUCUAUAAAUUACUUUUUGAACCAGUGCCAUUCAAUUUGCAGAAAUUAUAGAGUGGUCCUCAAGUCCAAAAAUGCUGAAGAAGCACUGAGCUAAAGCAUUCUUGCUGCUAAAGUAUUUAAGUGCACAAAACCCAAGUGUUCUUUAAAUGCAUACAUGCAUUUUCCCUACCAUGUGAAUAGCUUAUAAGGAAUCUAAAGGGUACCCCUGAAAAUUUCAAAUAAAAUAUGCUGUCUUCAAAACUUUAACAUAAAAUGUGUGUUGGGAUUUUGUUACUGCGUAUUUGUAACUCAUUGUCCAAGGACACAAGUUACUUGGCUGUGGAGAACUCUGUUAAAACUUAAUUACAAUUCCAAAAUAAAAAACAGCUUGAAUUAA
Molecule: messenger RNA, 3280 nt
Organism: Alligator sinensis (Chinese alligator)
Lineage: Eukaryota; Metazoa; Chordata; Crocodylia; Alligatoridae
Product: isopentenyl-diphosphate Delta-isomerase 1
Exons: 4
Coding region: 26-709 (227 amino acids)
Biological process (GO): isopentenyl diphosphate biosynthetic process; isoprenoid biosynthetic process
Cellular component (GO): cytoplasm
Molecular function (GO): isopentenyl-diphosphate delta-isomerase activity
Source: RefSeq, a predicted model, not a curated record